Prunus armeniaca (apricot) is the source of this 1422-nucleotide messenger RNA. NCBI's taxonomy places the organism in Eukaryota, Viridiplantae, Streptophyta, Magnoliopsida, Rosales, Rosaceae. The record is from the annotation of a GenBank genome assembly.
AUGGCUGCUUCAAUCUCAGCAACCAUCACGGCUGUUAACAGAGCACCGUUGAAGUUAAACGGCUCAGGUGCUGCAUCUUCCUAUCCAAGCUCUGCCUUCUUAGGCAUCAGCCUGAAGAAGGCCACCUCCAAGAUCACGCACCCAAAGAUUUCAUCUGGGAAUUUCAAGGUUUCUGCAGAAUAUGAUGAGGAAAAGCAGACCUCAAAAGACAGGUGGGGAGGGCUUGCCUUUGACACUUCAGAUGACCAGCAGGACAUCACCAGAGGAAAGGGCAUGGUGGACACCCUCUUCCAAGCCCCUAUGGGUAGCGGGACCCACUAUGCAGUCAUGAGCUCCUAUGAUUACAUCAGCACUGGUCUUCGCCAAUUGGACAACAUUAUGGAUGGCUACUACAUUGCUCCAGCUUUCAUGGACAAAGUUGUUGUUCACAUUACUAAGAACUUUUUGAACCUGCCAAACAUUAAGGUUCCUCUUAUUUUGGGUGUAUGGGGAGGCAAAGGUCAAGGAAAGUCAUUCCAAUGUGAGCUUGUCUUUGCCAAAAUGGGAAUCAACCCUAUUAUGAUGAGUGCUGGAGAAUUGGAAAGUGGAAAUGCUGGAGAGCCAGCAAAACUGAUCAGGCAAAGGUACCGUGAGGCAGCAGACAUCAUCAGCAAGGGCAAAAUGUGCUGCCUCUUUAUCAAUGAUCUAGAUGCAGGAGCUGGAAGACUUGGUGGAACCACUCAAUACACUGUCAACAAUCAAAUGGUGAAUGCUACCCUCAUGAACAUUGCUGACAACCCAACCAAUGUCCAACUCCCUGGCAUGUACAACAAGCAGGAGAAUCCCCGCGUUCCCAUCAUAGUCACCGGUAAUGACUUCUCCACAUUGUAUGCCCCUCUCAUCCGUGAUGGACGUAUGGAAAAGUUCUAUUGGGCGCCUACUCGUGAAGACUGCAUUGGCGUGUGCACAGGGAUUUUCCGGGCUGACAAUGUUCCUAGAGAUGACAUUGUCAAGCUUGUUGACACUUUCCCUGGUCAGUCCAUUGACUUCUUUGGUGCUAUAAGGGCCAGAGUUUAUGAUGAUGAAGUGAGGAAAUGGGUCGCCAGUGUGGGGGUAGAAAGUAUUGGUAAGAGGCUUGUGAACUCAAAAGAGGGUCCUCCGACUUUCAAUCAACCGAAGAUGACUCUUGCGAAGCUGCUUGAGUAUGGAAACUUGCUUGUGCAAGAGCAGGACAAUGUGAAGAGAGUCCAAUUGUCUGAAAAGUACUUGAAAGAGGCGGCUCUAGGAGACGCCAACGACGAUGCCAUCAUGAGUGGAAAUUUCUAUGGGAAAGCAGCCCAACAGGUUAACCUGCCUGUCCCUGAAGGUUGCACUGAUCCAUCUGCAGCAAACUAUGAUCCAACCGCGAGGAGCGACAACGGAAGCUGCCUGUACCAAUUUUAG